AUGGACCGCAGAGCCUUGGAUCCGAAUCUGCAGAAAACACACUAUGCCGUGGAUACGAGCAGCCGUAAACGAGCUAAGAAAGGCGGGUGCCCUUUCGUGAGACACUCCAAUGAAAGUGAAGAGCUCACGCUACAGAGAUACAACUUGUAUCAGAGGGUGUGGAGCCACCAGCUUGGAGCCAUUCAGAGUAUUCUAAACUCGGCCAAUGAUCGUUUUUUUGCUGAUCUCAUACAAUUCGUGGAGGACCCGCUCCCAGAGAAGCUAGCGACGGCGUUUUUGGCCCUCAGCUCGAAUACGGCUAACAACUUGAGGACCCUUGAUGAGUUUGCAAGCCAUUUGUUCAGUCAGGGCAAAAACCCACACGUCAGGUUGGUCACUCUCGAUUCCAAAGAAUGCCCUCACAUCAAGGCUGCCAUGAGAGAGGUGGUAAAGCAGGUUCUUGAGCCUAAACUGCGUUUACAGGAGGAACCUGUCAUGGGCUUUGACGAAGAGGAAGCUGAACCCACACCAGAAGUCGAAGACGAUACCAUUGACGGAGAUGGCUUUGAAGGCAGAAUCUCCUAUGACUUUGAGAUUGUCGAGGACUGGAUUGACGCGUACAAAAAGAAGAACAACUGUGGAGACCAGUGUCGUAUUGUUGUCGUGUUGCAAGAUAGUGAUGCAUUCGCCAGCGAGGUACUCAACCAGCUUGUACACCUACUCAGUGUCUACUCAAAGCAGGUGCCUAUAAAGCUUGUCAUGGCGCUUAGCUCAAAGGGUAUAAGUGAUUGGAUCAACAGCAACUUCACAGCUCGAGUGAGAACGCUCAUUUCGGCGACUAAGUUGGAGGCAAGGAACAAUAAGGACAUUUGUUUUCAAGUUAUCGACGACACAUUGCUUAGGAAUGAAAUUACACCUGAAAAUCCCCUUCUACUUGAUGCCCAGCUCUCGCUGAUUGUGUUGAAUCGUUUUGAGAACUCCAAUAAUUCCAUCGAUGCACUCAUUACCGAAUUCAAACUCACCUACAUGAUUCAUUUCUAUCAGCUGCCACUUUCCAUAAUGGUUGAUCACACCUUCGUUCCUCAAAGGUCCCACUUCGCCGCGCUUCGAAAGCUCCCUUCUUUCAAAACACACAUCGAGUUCCUUCUACAUAGCUACCAUAACGCCAAAAAGGAGAAGGAUGACGACGAUGCUGAGGAGCUACUGUCAAAGAUCAAAGGUCUUCUCCACGAUGACGAGGCAGUAUUUGAGCUAUUUAAGAAUGCAAGAGUGCAACUUCAAAAAUAUCAAAACUCCGUCAUGAACGCAAUUCAUUUGAUUCAUUUCCUCAGUGACGCUGAGAAGCAAAAGUUCCAGCUUUACAAGCUUGUCACCAAUAAUCAGCUCAUAAACUCGUCCUAUUUGAGCGAUGUGUUGAAGAAAGUCAGAAACUUUGACUACGCACAGAUUGAACGAGUACAUCAUUUUUUGCAUAGUGACACAAUAAAGCUAACGCUUGAUAAUGUGGCUGACGAGGAUACUCUUGGUCUCAAGCGGGCAUUGAGUAAGCCCAAUGUCACGGCAAGUCAGCUUCUCAGCUUGCUCACCAAUUAUCUACAUGACAAUCCAGCUUUGAACAUGAAAAUCAGCGAUAAUCUUUUCAAUGAGGUCUUGACAGUCACAGGAGGCAUAAGCGAAAUGGACAAAAUUCGCCCACGGGUAUCAAUAGAGGAAAGUUACGAGAAUCUCAUGAUCAAGCUCAUUCGACCACGGCUGAAGGAGACAAUCGAGGUAGCUUUAGACGAGCCACAGCAAUUUUUGAAAAACGAAUUGAUAGUGGAAGAGGUGGGAUCAAAGCACAGAUCGUCGAAGGUCCUAGGGCCACUUCUAACCAGGUUGUAUCAUGUGUACAAGGAUGCUCCUGUGAACAUAAAUAUUUGGGAUUUCUUUGUUGCUUUCAAACUGUCAAUUUCGAGGAAGGACUUGUUGAGCGAAUUUCACCUCCAGAUCAAAAACUACCAUGGUGAAUUCGCCAAAGAAAUGAAAACGAUCAUGAGCGAGGUCGAGAAGGACGAAACACAAUGGGAUAGACUAGUUUACGCAUGGUUCAUCCAAAGCAGCGCAGAGCUAGCAUCGAUGGGGUUCCUUCGUGAGAAAGCCAAGGGCGACUACGUUGAAAAGUUGAUCUGGAAAGAUUUGUAA
Messenger RNA from Candidozyma duobushaemuli, 2160 nucleotides. RefSeq names its product origin recognition complex subunit 3 (gene ORC3). Gene Ontology annotation, cellular component: nuclear pre-replicative complex; nuclear origin of replication recognition complex; DNA replication preinitiation complex. Lineage: Eukaryota; Fungi; Ascomycota; Pichiomycetes; Serinales; Metschnikowiaceae. Gene Ontology annotation, biological process: DNA replication initiation; DNA replication. Gene Ontology annotation, molecular function: DNA replication origin binding. The coding region runs from base 1 to 2160 and encodes 719 amino acids. The record is from RefSeq and is a predicted model, not a curated record. The transcript has a single exon.